AUGAAAUACCUGCCGAAGAAGACGUCAGUCCUGCGCCGAUUGCGAAGGUCGAGGGAUAGGGAUGAGCUGUGGUUUGAAUUCCAUGUGCUGAUGUCCAUGUGUUCGUGGGGCAUUCCUCAUCAAGCCGCUCGUGAAUCCCUAGUCGUAUCUCCUACUCCAGUGUCCAUUUCCCAGCUGCUCGAUCACAAGUCUCCGUCCGCGCUAUCGUUGUUCAGUCGUCCAUCGCUGGCCCCUGCUAUCAUCAGCUCCUACACGAUGCGACUCGGUCAAAAGCGGAAACAGACCUCGAUCGUGCUUGCCCCCUGGCCAUCCCUAGCCUUGUGCUGCUCACCAGCCAACACGAAUCCUUCUACACUCUCAGCAGUCGACCAGCUCCCUCGAGACCUCGUAUCUGUCUCACAAAACGCCCGUUGUCCGUCCUCGACGGGUGGCUUGUCACUGCGUAUUCCAUUGCGGUCAUCUUUGAUCACACGAGCUGGACCAGCGCGUCCAUUUGUCGCGUCGUUCACUGUCGAUACGCUUUGA
This is a messenger RNA of Aureobasidium namibiae CBS 147.97, 525 nucleotides long. RefSeq lists its product as uncharacterized. The transcript is spliced from 4 exons. Bases 1 to 525 code for a protein of 174 amino acids. The record is from RefSeq and is a predicted model, not a curated record. Lineage: Eukaryota; Fungi; Ascomycota; Dothideomycetes; Dothideales; Saccotheciaceae.